Molecule: messenger RNA, 1191 nt
Organism: Camelina sativa (false flax)
Lineage: Eukaryota; Viridiplantae; Streptophyta; Magnoliopsida; Brassicales; Brassicaceae
Cellular component (GO): eukaryotic translation initiation factor 3 complex; cytoplasm
Molecular function (GO): translation initiation factor activity
Source: RefSeq, a predicted model, not a curated record
ACAAGAACGCACAUAUAAAAAAUCUCUUUGUACACCUCUGAAAACUAAACCACCACAUCGGAGACUUCACAAUCCCAACGAAACGCUUCGAAUCUUUUUUGCGAUUUCACUUCCUCUGCUACAAAAACCCUUUUCUCGGUUUUCUCAGAUAGAAGCUUGUCUUUGUGGUCGAUAAGUGGCAGCAAAUAUGGAUGACUGGGAGGAUGAGAAAAUUGCACCACUUCCAGCAAAAGUUGAACUUAAAAGUAACUGGGAUGAUGAAGAUGUGGAUGAAAAUGAGAUCAAGGAUUCAUGGGAGGAUGAUGAUGAACCUGCUCUGCCGCCUGUUGUAAAGCCUGCUCCAGAGAAGGCUCCUAAGAAAACUGUUGGAAAGAAGGGUAAAGCAGUUGAAGUCCCAAAAGAAUCACCAAAGGAAGAAUCUCUAGAUCCUAUAGCUGAGAAACUUCGCCAGCAGAGGCUUGUUGAGGAAGCUGACUAUAGGUCAACUGCUGAACUCUUUGGAGUGAAGGAUGAAGGAAAAAGCCUUGAUAUGUUUAUCCCCAAGUCUGAAAGCGAUUUUUUGGAAUAUGCUGAAAUGAUUUCUCAUAGGAUUAAACCAUAUGAGAAAAGUUAUCACUAUAUUGCGCUACUCAAAGCAAUCAUGAGACUUUCACUGACCAACAUGAAAGCAGCAGAUGUUAAAGAUGUUGCAUCGUCCAUUACAGCGAUAACAAAUGAAAAACUAAAGGCGGAGAAAGAAGUUGCUGCAGGCAAAAAGAAGACGGGUGGGAAGAAGAAACAAUUGAUUAUAGAUAAGCCCAAUGACGAUCUAGUGGCUGGUCCUUAUGAUGCCAUGGACGACUUUGACUUCAUGUAGAUUAAAGAGAAUUUUUGAGCUAGUGCAAUUGGAUUGGCAUCUAUUUCAUCAUUUAUUAUUUACUCAGAAGAGCAAGAAGAAGAAGCAAAGUUUCUUAAUUUUGGUUUUUCAUUUAUCAGCAAAGAAGAAGCCAAAUUUUCUUAUUGUGGAUACAUAUAGUUGGAACAAGCAAAACUUUUGUUUGGUUUUGGUUUAGAGUCAAUGUUUUUGGUUCUUUUUUGUUGGUUGAAAAGCUAUGCUUAAAAUGUCCUUAUAAAUUUAUGAUUGACAUUGAAUUGAUGUGAUGAAUCUCUUUGAGGAUUCAACUUCUUAUAUCCAUGGAUGCUUCACAUGUA